GGUCCCACCUGCUUGGAUCACUGGCCACCAAGACACCAAACAGAGGAGAGGUGAAGGCUCCAGGAGAAAGCAAGAAGUCCAAGAGAGCCUGCAGAAGCAACGUGGGGUGGAAUGCAUGAAAAAUGACCCUAGUGGUGUCCAUCCUCCUCCUCAUCCUCCUCCCAGCCCAGGCUGCAAGCAGCAGACACCUCCCCAAGUCAGCAAUCUCAAGCCCUGUGUUUGGACCAUGGCAGGUCUAUGGUCUGCUCAAUGGCUCAGUCACCAUCACCUGCUUCUACCCCCCCACCAGUGUCAACAGGCACGACAGAAAGUACUGGUGCAGGGAGGCAGCCAGCAGCUGCAGGACUGUUGUCUCCACCAGCGGCUAUGUUGCUGCAAGCUACCAAGGCAGAGCCUCCAUCACUGACUACCCUGAGUCCAAACACUUCCAGAUCACCAUCUCUGGGCUCACAGAGGCAGAUGCAGGCACCUACCUGUGUGGUAUUGGCAUCAACGGCCGAGGCUUGUCCCACAAAGUCAGCCUGGAUGUUUCUGAAGGACCACAUGUACCUGAGGGUGCUGAGCUCUUCUAUGUGGAGCUGCACAGCACUGUGUCCAUGACCUGUAGCUUUGGGAAGGAGUCUGCAAACGAGAGGAAGUUCUUGUGCAAGCUGGACAAAAGUGGCUGCCACAACAUCAUCGACACCUACGGGAACGUCCAUGAGGACUACACAGGCAGGAUCCUGCUGAGCAACGAGGAGACCCCAGGCUCAUUCAGCAUCAUGAUCACCCAGAUGGGCUGGCAGGAUGCUGGCUUCUACCUCUGUGGGUAUGGAGCCUAUGGGACAAGUGGAGAAACGAAGGAGCUGGAUGUGCAUGUCUAUGAGAGAACCAAUGUCCCUCAAGGCAAGCCCACGAUAAUUGGUGUCAAAGGAAGCUCAGCCACCUUUGAGUGCCACUAUGCACCCCUCAGAAGCUCCUCACUGAAGUACUGGUGCAAGUGGAGGGAGAAGGGCUGCAGCCGCAUCAUCGACAGCUCUGGGUUUGUGUCACCCCUCUAUGAAGGAAGAGUCACCAUGGUCAACAACCCAGAGAACAAGACCUUCACUGUCAUCCUCAACCAGCUGAAGGACAGUGACAAAGGCUACUACUGGUGCAUGACAGAGGAGGAGAAGGAGCAGCAAUCAUCAACCGAGCUGAAGGUCAUAGAGGGAGAGCCUGGAUUGCAGGGCCAGAAGGACGUGGAGGCACGAGUGGGCUCCCCAGUGGAUCUGACCUGCUCCUACCCCUGCAAGUACUACUCCUACCAGAAGUACUGGUGCAAGUGGAGCAGCACCAACUGCACCCCUGUGCCUGCUUCUGACCAGAGGCAGCCGGGGCCAGACGUGAGCUGCGACGCCGACAACAGGACCCUCACCCUGAGCUUCGAGUCGGUGACAAAGGCAGACCAGGGCUGGUACUGGUGUGGAGUGACACACAACGGCCUCCUGGGGGAGACCAUGGCCGUGUACCUGGCUGUGGCUGAAGGUACAGGGCAGAGUGAUGGCCACAACCAGGACAUUGAGAAGGCUGAUGCCCCCAGCCCUGCUGAGACUGGUGGCAGUCCCCAGGGAAGAGCCUUCAGUGAUGCUGGGGAGCAAAGUGCAGCUGGCUCAGAAAGCCCUGACCAAAGCCAAGGUUCCAGCACUCUUGUGUUAAGCCUGAGCCUUACUGGUGCAGUGCUCCUGGUCCUGGUGACAGCUUUUGCUGUCUUCAAAUACAGGCAGCUGAAGAGAUCUGAGCUGGUGUCUGUUGGAAGCUACAGGACCAACAUCAGCAUGUCAGACUUUGAGAGUGUGAAGGGCUAUGGAGCAAGCAACAAUGCCUGUGUGAAGGAGAACGAGGAGACCCAGAUGGGAGGGGAUGAGUUCAUCACCACUGAGGCCACCCCAGAAAGUGCUGCUGAAACAAAGAAGGCAAAAAGGAGCUCCAAGGAGGAUGCUGACCUCGCCUACUCCACCUACCUCCUCACCUCUGGCACCAUCACUCAAGUUGACCCCAUGGGGCACAGCACUACCCCAGAGGUGCCCCCUCCAACUUGGCAGGGUCAGAUCUGAAGGCAGAGGAGCAAGAAGGAUGACAACAGCUGGGACUGGGCUCUGUCUGGAGGGUCAGAGCAAACCCUCAGCAAGCAGCACUCUUUAUUGCUACCACAAUUUGCUAUAGCUUGACCUUGAUCAUUUUUUUCUUGCUUCCAUUCAGCUUUGAGCAGUGAUUUAGGAGGAAUUGGCUGAUGCCAAACGGGGCAGCUGGGCUGAGUGAGCAGGUUGGACUGGGAAAUGGCAGGAGCUUGAGGGGCUGAAGCCACCCACCAGUGCCCUUCCAACUGGGGUUGCUCUCAGAGGCCAGGAGGCACAUUGCAGAAAGGUAAUUUUCCUUUGAAGGCAACUGCAAACCCUCUAGGACAGCCUCUUGCUUUUGAUUCCUCUAAGUUUCCCCCUCCAGAAGACCAUACCUAUGGACCAGGCAUGGCCUGGAGGAGUUCUGUGCACAAGCAAUAAAGACCAUCACUGGCUUCAGCAGAGCAGGGGACUCACAGGCCAUGGGAGGGCAUGGGGAAGAGGCCACCUAAAGAGGGACCCUCAGGGUGUAUUUGUAGGGGAAGGGGGGGGGGGUGUUUCUCCCCCUUUUCACUGCAGCAGUGGAACAUCAGGUCUGGUCUUGCAAACAGCAGAGGAUGGGAGGAGAAACCUCUGAGUGAUGGGGAGAAACAGGCAAAGGUUUGAGUGAUGUUAGACAUCUGCAUCCCAGCGUGGCAUUAAUUAGUCUGACAA
Molecule: messenger RNA, 2792 nt
Organism: Pogoniulus pusillus (Red-fronted tinkerbird)
Lineage: Eukaryota; Metazoa; Chordata; Aves; Piciformes; Lybiidae
Product: polymeric immunoglobulin receptor-like
Exons: 11
Coding region: 123-2075 (650 amino acids)
Cellular component (GO): plasma membrane
Molecular function (GO): transmembrane signaling receptor activity
Source: RefSeq, a predicted model, not a curated record